CUCGCAUCUCAACUCUUGGUGGCUCAAUAACACGAAUAUAAAACAGGUCGCCCCACUAAUGUCGCAUCUCUAACUUGCAGCAGUCAAUCAGCCUUGCCACACGAUCCGUAUCAAUAGCUCUGACGGUAAUGACAGCACCUCCCUAUCCCGACACGACCCUCGAGCUGUUCGGACAGCAAGGCUCGGCUGGCGUCUCUACCCCGUUCGUCUUCUGCUUCCCCACGCAUGGCUCUGAAGCAAACCUCGCAGAGGAUUCGACAAGCAAGAUUGCGGCCACGCUGCAGACAGGUCUCGAAAGACUCGCCCAAGCCUUUCCAUGGACCGCUGGGCGAGUCGUCAAGGUCGAGUCCAGCGAUACAACAAUAACACCUGGAGUCUACAAGAUCAGGCACACAAAUGCACCUCCUCGGGUCAUCUUCAAAGAUCAACGGGUUGAUUACUCUCGUUUCAACAUGAAGGAUUUUAUGACGGACGGUUGUCCGUGUCGUCAACUGCCCGAGGAGAUGGUCUCGCCGUACGACGUACUUCCGGGCAAACCUGACCAAGUGGAAGCCAGGUCGGCGGUGUUGACAGUCCAGGUCAGCCAGCUUCAGGGAGGUAUCACGGUCAACCUCGUAGGGCAUCAUCAGGCACUCGACGGGACAGGUCAGGAACAGCUGGCCUACCUACUGAACAAGGCUUGUCACGGCGAAACCUUUACGGACGAGGAGAUCCGGAUGGGAAACAUGGCUCGCGAGGGUAUCGUUCUGCCCUUUCCAGAAGAGUGGCAACCUCGACCAGACUCGCGAUAUCUUAGGAGACAUGUGCCGGUCCCUGCUCCUCCUAUCGCCAGAUGGGAGGGUCUGCGUCCAUCUGUCGAUCCGGCCGAGCCAUGCUGGACCGACUUCACCUUUUCCGCAAAGGCCUUGACAAAGCUCAAAGCGGAAGCCAAUCUCGGGCUCGAGUCCGGAUACGUGUCCACAGACGAUGCCUUGACUGGCCUGGUCUGGCAAGCGUUGGCUCGGGCCCGUUGCACUCGAUAUCCGUCAGACACACCCAGUACCAUCGGUCGAGCUGUCAAUCCUCGUCGGUACCUAGGCAUCCCCGCCGCUUAUCCCGGGUAUAUCACAAACAUGGCAUUCUCUACCCGCUCGCUCGGGUCAUUGGUAGAGAGCCCGCUCAGCUCGAUCGCGCAAGAGCUCCGGGCUGCCGUCGAUCCCGCUACUUCCAACUUGCGAGAGACCACCCGCGAACUAGCCACCCUCAUUCAUCGUGCAAAUGACAAGGAUUCGAUCGCGCUGACAGGCAGUCUGGAUCCCGAACUGGACAUCAUGAUGAGCUCAUGGGCGAGCAUGCGGUGCAGUCAAUUCGAUUUUGGCCUCGGACUGGGUCUUCCUGUCGCCAUCCGCCGCACCUUGAUACCGCCCGUACUCGGAUUGAUGUACUUUUUGCCCAAAGGACGGGAAGGAGAGACCGUGCUUCAUAUCUGUGCAAGGCGCGGCGACCUGCUCAAGAUGUACAAUGAUCGGGUGUUUGCCGAAUAUGGGACUCUGAACGAGAAUGACCUGUUGCUGUCGUAGAUUGCGCGACCAUGUGUAUACGAUCUAUACCAAUACACCAUGAUGAACCGGCUGAAAGCUGCUCGUCGACGGCAGGGAUCCAGGCAUGGACUAUCUUCUCACUCAGUGUCGAUUCGGAGUGAGGGAUGAUAUGACAAGUCGUCAUAAGAGAUCUGGUUAGGGGGCAUCGCUCACGCUCCGCCGAUGCCUCUUGCUUAUGAGGGGGGUCAAGGGCCGACGUCGUGAUCGCAACCUAUCGCAAUUCCUCGUCCUUGCCGACCAUCUCUCCGAGUCCAACCAUCCCGCUCUCUC
Messenger RNA from Filobasidium floriforme, 1850 nucleotides. Its product is annotated as putative trichothecene 3-O-acetyltransferase. The coding region runs from base 129 to 1559 and encodes 476 amino acids. The transcript has a single exon. The record is from RefSeq and is a predicted model, not a curated record. Lineage: Eukaryota; Fungi; Basidiomycota; Tremellomycetes; Filobasidiales; Filobasidiaceae.